This is a messenger RNA of Thyridium curvatum, 882 nucleotides long. RefSeq lists its product as uncharacterized. Bases 1 to 882 code for a protein of 293 amino acids. NCBI's taxonomy places the organism in Eukaryota, Fungi, Ascomycota, Sordariomycetes, Thyridiales, Thyridiaceae. Gene Ontology annotation, molecular function: L-ascorbic acid binding; iron ion binding; procollagen-proline 4-dioxygenase activity. The transcript has 3 exons. The record is from RefSeq and is a predicted model, not a curated record. Gene Ontology annotation, cellular component: endoplasmic reticulum. Gene Ontology annotation, biological process: peptidyl-proline hydroxylation to 4-hydroxy-L-proline.
AUGGCAAAACCGGGAAAGGGAAAGGCAAACAACACGAGUGCUCAAGGCGCACAGACCACGACGACACCAGCCUCGUCAUCAAGCUCUUCACCACCAAACUGGCCCGCAUUCAAGCCACCCCUGCCCCUACCCGGCUUGUCGCUCGAGCUUGAGCCCCUGGUAGAAGACCAGAUAGUAGUGGUCAGGAACUUCUGGCCGCGCUCGCUCUGCAGAGACUACGUCUCGUUUCUCAAGACCCUGCCGCUGGUGACGACGCCGGGCAAGCCCAAGAAGGGCGAUGCGGUGCGUGUCAAUGACCGCUUUGAGAUCAACGAUGCCCGAUUCGCAGACAGGCUCUGGAGCCAGACCGGCCUGAAAGAUGUCGUGUUGCAGGACGAGGAGGCUCGUCGGUUAUGGGGCGGUGAGCCGGUAGGCCUCAACCCUCGCAUCCGCGUAUACAGAUACUCAAAGGGCCAAUACUUUGCUGCCCACUAUGAUGACUACAACGCCGUCACGGUCAAUGACAAGCCGGCCAAGACGACAUGGACCCUCCUUCUGUAUCUCACCUCGGCUGCCGAGGGUUGCUCAGGGGGCGAGACGGUAUUCUAUCCCCAUGACAGGAUCUCCGCCAAGGAAGAGAUUCCCGUCUCCCUCGAGACGGGUAUGCUGCUCCUACACAAACAUGGCGAUGACUGCAUGCUGGCUUUGGGAAAUGGUGAAAGUCUGGAUGAGCUAUGGCACCUUGAUCCCAUCAUCUUCUCGACUCCAUCCCAAUACAUCGCCCCCAUGCUACCCAUCGCCGAGAAUCCCAUGAUCGAUCCGACACUAAGAAUUGCCCUCCUUGGCUCUAAUCAAACACCUCCCCAGAAUCUCCUCUCUCAAAAUGCCCCAUUGCGCGUUUAG